AUGAACGACUCUCUGAACAUCGAAGCGGAGGUGAGCAAGGAAGACAAGCGGUGCCCGGAAGUUAAGCUGUACGGCAGGAGGAGGAUCCGAGUGCUUCUGCCGUUCAUGAUGCCCGGCUUCCGUCACCGUCACCGCCCGUCCAAGAUGCACAGCAAGGGGGAGCGGUGCUUCUAUCUGAACUCAGGCCAGGAACAUUCCUCUACGACGCACAAGAUNGCGACCUCCGGUGGCAUUGUUCCCCCCGCGGCGGCGGCGGGGGGGAUGGUCGGAGGCUCCGCGGUGGCGGCCGGAGCGGCAGCAUCGGCAGCAGCUCCAGCGGCGACGGCGGCGACCUCCGGUGGCAGUGUUCCCCCCGCGGCGGCGGCGGGGGGGAUGGCCGGAGGCCCCGCGGUGGCGGCCGGAGCGGCAGCAUCGGCGGCAGCUCCAGCGGCGACGGCGGCGACCUCCGGUGGCAGUGUUCCCCCCGCGUCGGCGGCGGGGGGGAUGGCCGGAGGCCCCGCGGUGGCGGCCGGAGCGGCAGCAUCGGCGGCAGCUCCGGCGGCGACGGAGCAGCGGCAGCAUGAGCAUAUGACGGAGCCGGAGAGCAGGGUGGCGAGCGGAGCAGCGCGCAGCGCGGUGUUGGCGGAACUUGCGCGGAUGGCGGGGGGGCCUUCGCGGGUGAGCACAUCUGCGGCACCUGUUGCCACACCUGCCCCCGCGCACUCGGCGGCGAUGGCAUCGGACGGACUGUGGACGGAGAUGGUGCAUGAGGGCGGUACAGGCGGACGUCGUCGGCAGGGGCAGCGGGAGUUUGUAGCGACCCCCGCAGUGACGAGGUCGCGGGCGAAGCGAGAUGGGCCGGGGCCGGGGAUAUUUGCUCUUCUAGCCACGGAGGACGAGAUCAAGCGGUCUAUCGCCGAGCUUCCUGCACCGGGCGUCGCUGAGCCAGCCCUGCCGACGGGGCUGGUGUGCGACCUGGAGACGCCUGAGACAUACGGGGAGGCGCACGCGGGGCCCCACCACCACAUCUGGACCAACGCCGAACGCAAGGAGUUUUUCGGGCUGAAUGCAGUGGGCACCUUCGAGGAGGGAGACGAGUUUGGGUAUGCUGUGCGUGCUAAGGCUAGGUUGGUAGCCCGUGGGUUUGCGCAGCGUGAGGGUGUUGACUUCUUUGAGACUUUCUCCCCGUGUCCUUCCAUCACGAGCAUUCGAUUGCUAGCCGCCAUUGCCUGUGUGUUAGAUUGGGACUUGUGCCAUUUCGAUGCCGAGCAAGCCUUUGUCCAAUCAGAACUGGAUGAGGUUGUGUUCAUUCGUCUUCCCCCUGGGUGCGGUGCGCUUUCCGGUAAGGUCGUGCGGUUGAGACGGAGCCUAUACGGUCUGAAGCAGGCGUCCCGCACAUGGCAUCAUCACUUGAUGCGUGGCAUGAAGAGUCUUGGUUUCGAGCCUUGUGCCGCCGAUGCGUGUGUGAUGCGUCUGAUCGAGAGCGGUGUAGUCACCAUGGUGGUUGUGAUCCACGUAGACGACAUCUUCUCUAUCGGGCUCAAGAGCAGGUGCGAUCAGUUUGGUGUUGAGCUCAACCGGUAUAUGCCCAUUUCCAACCUUGGGGAACUGCGAUGGUAUGCGGGUUGCCACUUUCCUCGUGACACGGUGUUGGGGACGGUGACUAUUUCGCAACAGGCUGUAGCGGAGAAGAUCGUUGCCAAGUUCGGUGUGACGACGGACAAAGAGACACCUAUGGUCGUUGGGUUGAAGCUUGAGCAGUACGACGCCGACGAGCCCGAUGUCGACGAGCCUUUCCGGUCGCUAGUGGGAUACUUGAUGUGGCUGGCGAAUCAGAUUCGCCCGGAUAUUCUCAACGCGGCAACCGACCGGCGGUCUGUUUCUUGGGCACUAGUGAUGUUCGCUGGUGCGUGUGUGAUGUAUCUGUGUAGGACGCAGAAGAGCGUCACCCUGUCUUCGACGGAAGCGGAGUACGUGGCGAUGUCUGAUGGGAUGAAGGAGGCUAUUUUUCUGCGGUAUCUGUGGAAGUUUAUCUUUCCGGGCCGUGAUGUGGGGUGCACGCCGGUGUGGGAGGACAACGUAGGCGCUAUUCACUUGGCAAGUAACCCGGCUACUACUCCCAACUCGAAGCACAUCGACAUCCGCCACCAUUUCAUCCGUGAGCGUGUAGCACGGGGGGAGUUCAAGGUAGUCCACGUACGGUCGGACCUGCAACGCCCGGAUUUCUUGACCAAACCGCUCCCCAAGGAGACUUUUUGCGCGAAUCGUGACUUCGUGAUUAAUAUUCUUUAAUUUUGUUCUUUGUGUUGCACUAUUUCAGCGAUGGGACCUUUCUUACAUCAUGUGUUUUAUUUGUGACCUGGUACUGGCCUUUGAUCUGCUGCUCGAUGUUGAUUUCUGCUUUCGCGAUGGAUGGGAUAGUUCUGCGUGAGAAUCAUGGGG
Molecule: messenger RNA, 2421 nt
Organism: Ectocarpus sp. CCAP 1310/34
Lineage: Eukaryota; Phaeophyceae; Ectocarpales; Ectocarpaceae
Source: the annotation of a GenBank genome assembly